AUGAACAGUCCCGUUUGGUCUACGAUUGAAAAUGCCGGACCAGGCGCACCAGCAACAAAAUCUCCUUUUGGAAGAGUCGACCCCGAAAGCAGCAACGAAGAUUUAUUCGUCUGGGACUCAGAUCAGGACUUUGCAAUUCAUACGGAGCAGCACAAUUAUGACUUGCAAGACUCGGGACAGUCGCUAAAGCUUCUAAGUGGCUUGGAUGGUGCUGUCCUCGACAAACAGCAGCCCGGUUUUCCCGGCUUUGCCAACCAAAACCGUCUUCCCUUUAGAAACGCACAGUCAGAAGAGUUACCUGACGCUAAUUCACCGUGCCCUCUGGGCAUGCCGGCCUCCGUGUGGUCAAGAACGCCGCAGGAGCCAUCUCACUCUAGUGGCUCUCAAAACGAUGCAUCUAAAGAAGCCAGAUUUGCUAGCUUGUUGGAACAUUGCGCGAGACUUCAGCAUCAUAUCAUGACGACGGAAGAGGAUGGUUCUAUGAUUUUGGACGAGAAUGUAUCGUCAACGUCCAAGAAAAUCCUAAUAUCAGAUGGCCAAUUACGGCAGAUACUUGAAGACAUCGACGCCAGCUGCAAGCUUAUAUUCGAGAUGUGUGACGAGGGAACAUCGUCCAAAACCUCGCCGGCGCAGGUCUAUUCUCCCCCUGAUUCUGCUUCGAUAUGUUUGAUAGAGACCGUCACGUUUAAAAUUUUCCAAAUCUGCGAUAUCUUGUUCAAUGGUCAAGGUCUCAGAGUUCGUUCGAUCAAGGAUGUGCUUCUACAAAAGCGGCUGGACUUUAAUAUCACCCAGGCGGGAAUUGUGACAGCGCGGAUUGAGCAUUUGACACAGAAUCACAAUGUUUCGCAGGAGCUUGUGAGGAAAGCUGGGAAUAUCGAGGAAAGAUUCUCUAGGCAGCGUGGAAGCAGCCUUGCGGAAGUGGGUAAACUUUCGUUCUCAGCCCUGAGUUGA
This is a messenger RNA of Penicillium odoratum, 951 nucleotides long. RefSeq lists its product as uncharacterized. The record is from RefSeq and is a predicted model, not a curated record. Bases 1 to 951 code for a protein of 316 amino acids. The transcript has a single exon. NCBI's taxonomy places the organism in Eukaryota, Fungi, Ascomycota, Eurotiomycetes, Eurotiales, Aspergillaceae.